Trachymyrmex cornetzi is the source of this 2748-nucleotide messenger RNA. RefSeq names its product kinesin-related protein 4. The transcript is spliced from 7 exons. The coding region runs from base 176 to 1888 and encodes 570 amino acids. The record is from RefSeq and is a predicted model, not a curated record. NCBI's taxonomy places the organism in Eukaryota, Metazoa, Arthropoda, Insecta, Hymenoptera, Formicidae.
UCGCAUCGUGACCGCCUCGUCUGUUUUAACACUCUCACCGGACCGCUCGGUGGAUCGAUCGGUGGAAGAACCGGGACGUAUACGCGUGUCAUCGUCGAUCGUUAAUCGUCUACCUCGAGAAGACGUAGAAAAGGAGAGUAGAGACAAAGAGAGAGGAAGAAAGAUAGAGAGAGCCAUGAGACUAGCAGCAGUGCUGACGUUGCUGUGCUGUCUGGCGAUAGGGGCACUCGCCUCGCCGGUGCCUAAGAUUGCUGACAGCAAGGUGUCGACACAGAAUGUUGUCGCGACCGGCAGGCAAGCGCCCGCGGCGCCAGCCGCCACCGACGAUGAUGAUGACGACGACGACGACGAUGACGACGACGUCGACAUAGAUAUCACCGAUGAUGAUGACGACGAUGAUGAUGACGACGACGAUGACGACGACGACGACGACGACGAUGAUGACGGCGAUUAUUUGGAGCGUUUUAUUGAAGACAUACUUGGAGGAGAGGAAGACGACGAUGAUGACGACGAGGAUGAAGCUUCACCGGCAGCUGUUCCAUCCGCCGUGACACCUCCACCCACCCCCGUCAAUUCGCCGCAGGUGCCGCUUGCCGUGGCGGCUGAUUUGAAUCAGGCCAGUGAGGAAGCUGCGGAGGAUGCCGCGUCAAGUGAAACGGCCGAGGACGAUGCCAGCAGCUACGAGGAUGAGGCGGGUGACGCUGCUGAGAACCAGGCUGCAUCCAACAUUCACGAGACGACGUUCGAAGGUGCCGAGUCCGUCUCGAACCCGGUAUCAAUCCAGGCCGUUCCCAGCGUUGCAGCGGCUGCUCCGACCAGCGACGAGGACGAUGAUGAUGACGAUGAUGACGACGACGACGAUGUAGAUCUAGACAUCACGGACGAUGAUGACGACGACGACGAUGACGAUGAUGAUGAUGAUGAUGACGAUGAUGAUGACGACGACGACGUGGAUGAUAUCGCCGACAUCGCCGACGCUAGGCAUGCACGUGCCAUGGACUCCGAUUCGAGUGGUCACGUGUCAACGCAUGUAGCAAAAUAUAAUCGAUUGGUCGACAAUAUUCUCGACAAGAUCAACAAUAUUCUGCGGGCCAAUUAUGAACCGGUGACUGUGAAAUUAACGAAUUCAAAUUCAAGCUCCAAGAAGAACAAAAACAAGACUAAGAAAAAGGGCACCAAGAACGGUACCAAGAAGAGCGCCUCAAGGCCGAUCGACACGUCCGCUGUCCCUGAAAAGAGUGACAAUGAAAAUAAUAUCGAGAAAGUCACACAGACCAUUGAAUCUGUAACGCAAACAAACGAAAAAACGGAAAAAGAACCGAUUUCAUUGGAAUCUCCUGCAGAAAUGAGAUCUAAUAAUAGACGUACGACCAAUAAGAACAACAAGAACCCUAACAAGAAUCGCAAACGAACGAAGAAUAGGACGAAAAAUCAAAGCAGCAACAAGAACAAGACCAAGUCUAAGAGCAAACCAAAAGCGAGAGCCACUCUAUAUGGAUUGGCCUCCUUGCAGAGGACGGGCGACGUAUCGGUGAAUAUAAUGAGCGAUCACACGACAAUUAAGACCAAGUUCAGCCUGGGACCGCUGGUGCUGAAGGUCGAGAAAGAGUUUGGUAGGGCCGCGAAAAAAGAGCUGAGGAGCGCGACCGCUACUACAGCCGAGAUGUCUGGCAAGUUGAGCCUCCGUGUGCACGGCGGUGCGGCGACGCUGCAUUCUAUUCGAGUUUUGCAACCUAAACAGGUUCGAGUGGAAAGCCAAGACGAUCAUGACCGAACGCGGGAGUUUGUGUGGAAGAGAUCGUCGCAUAUCGCGCAUUUGGUGUCGCAGAAACUUUCCUCGGCCACCAGGUCAAUGCUUCGACCGCCGCCUGUUUCACCAGCAGCUUAAACUACAUACUCCUGCCGCUUCUUGGUCCAACUGAAACCAUCGGUAACCACUAAUCGAAGUGAGAAUUGAUCCACGAGGAAUCCUCAUUGAAGAUCGAAUGCAAUGUGAUGCGUGUCGCCUUUUACGGAGUAUACAUUUGCCGAGUCGCGAAAGCUGCGCGAUAUGACUUCGACAGAUUUCUUAAUCAUAUUAAUACAUCAUUUUUUUUACAUACUUGCGAGGGAAAGUAACGUUGAAAACGCAUGCAUGGUGUCCCACUUGCACUACGUUACUUUUUUUGACAGAUCGCUCAGUCAAUAUGGAAUUAAUUUUUCCUCAAGAGAAAAAUAUCGAGGCAUCUCAAUAAUUUCUCAAGUAACAAUUAAGAAUAAGAAGCUUUUGAUAAACUGUAAAAAACAUGACAAAAUUAUAUUCGAUUAAUGUAUUUUAAUUGAUUCUACGUGUUUUAUGUUAAAGAUAAAAAAAUUAACGACAUUUCUCUCGAAUAUUUUUGUUAAGGAAAAAUCGAUUCUAAAAGGAUUCAGAAAUGAUUAAUGCGGCAGAAGAGGAAUAUCCUAUAUUAUAUAGGUUUCACGUUGGACAAAUUUUGGCCGUACUUUAUUUAUUAUUUAUUUAUUUAUUUGUCAUAUAGUUUGUAAUUUAUCUUCAGAAAGUCUGAUAUAUUUAUGUAUUUUAGGAAUGCGGUUAAAUAUCGAAACACACACAAGCAUAGAUGCAAGCUAUUAUAUGAGAUAGGACGUUCUGUUUAGAUAAAUGUAAACAGAAAUUUAUUGCCAGAAUAUUAGAAUACAGAGAAUGUAUAUUAUAUACCAAAAGUAUGUUUACUUUAUGUGUUAAUUCUUAUUCCUUGAUUUUUUAGU